This is a messenger RNA of Seriola aureovittata, 4543 nucleotides long. It is a transcript of the gene mctp1b, whose product is annotated as multiple C2 domains, transmembrane 1b. Gene Ontology annotation, biological process: regulation of neurotransmitter secretion. Gene Ontology annotation, molecular function: calcium ion binding. The record is from RefSeq and is a predicted model, not a curated record. NCBI's taxonomy places the organism in Eukaryota, Metazoa, Chordata, Actinopteri, Carangiformes, Carangidae. The transcript is spliced from 21 exons. Gene Ontology annotation, cellular component: synaptic vesicle membrane. The coding region runs from base 1808 to 4492 and encodes 894 amino acids.
AAUGAGGUGAACAGCUUUUCACACUUGGAUUCUUGCAGCUAGACAUGAAUGUGGAAUAACGUUCAUGUCCACCUUCUUGGUUUAAAGGGUUAGCAAGCUAAUAUUUGCUAAUAAUCACUAAAGACAAAGUAGAGCUGUAAUUAAAUUAUAAUUUGUGCCAUUAGUUUAUAUUGAAGAGGUUGAAACUGUCCUGGAGGCACUGAGGGAGAUGAAGAAGAGAUAUCUGUGAGGUCAAAGAUACUUGUACACACAGGAAGUCAUGCUUAUCAACGUGAUCAGCAGCAGCAGCGCCGGUGGCGGUUAAAGUCUGAGUCACAGUCACAAAGACCGAUACAUGUAUUUUUAGAUUCAGUGUGACUUCUGCUUCCCGAUGAUAUCAUUACCUCCAAUGGUCGUCACAGAUAAAUGUCCACAGACCUGCUUAGAAAAAAAGACGCUCCUAACUGCAGAACUCACCUGAGAAUAAUCAGGAUUUUAAGUUUUCUGCAGUAUAAAAUGAAUCCACUGAUAGUUGUCUGUACAUCCAUGAGUACAACACAAACUGGAUGUGCUAAUGCUGAAUUCAGCAUAUUUAAUUUGCCAAAAUGUAAACGCAAAAGGUUUAAAAAGUGGGGCUCAAGUUGUAGCCCAUUGCGUAAAUCACUGAAUACAUGGCAAUAUUAUACUUCCUGUUUCUAAAGUAAAAAUUUGCAUCUGUUCAUAUAAGUGAAUACUUUUAAUAUUUAAAGUGACAUGAUCCAAAAGACACUUAAUUAUACUGAUAUUUAAGCUCAUGUUCUCUCCUAAAUAAAAACUUAAAAUUGGGGUAAUUUGGGGUAAUUUAAGUCAGAUCUGGCAACACUAGUAGGGUGACCAGAUGUCCCCGUUUUGCGGAGACAGUCCCCGUUUUUGGUCGCAUGACCCCAGAAAUGUCCCUGUUUUUAACUGAAUCAAAAACAGACAUCUAGCUUUGUGCCAACAGAGGGGGCUAUAGAGGCAGCUAUAACAGCCGCAGAAAUGAACCUACAACCAUCAAAAUAGAUUUUUUUUGUUGUCUCUAGGAAUAGAAAACGUUAGUUAGCUCACUUAGGAGUUCUUCACCAGGCAGUAAACUAAUGAAAACAAACAAAAAAAAAACCCAAAGACCCCCAGCUGGAACUUGAAAACAUAGUUUUUGUGUUGUAGGAAGUCAAAAAGAAGUUGGCUAACUGCCUGCAAUGGACUUCACGUGACAAUAUUUACAACCUUUUAUGAAAAAUGCUUUUGAUCUGUGGACCCUUACAAACUAUAGGAAUGUAAAUAAUCAAGCAAUAGAUAGACAAUCGGACUUCACAGCUGCUUCAAAGGUAGAGAGUCGUCAUUUUAUCAGUCAUCCUUCACCAUAAUUCAUUACAGUGCAACAGUGACCAAGGUCAGAAUACAUGAAACUGAUAUAUUUUCAAAAAGAAAUCUGGUGACCUGAAACAAAGUUAUUACAAUUUCUGCACGAGUUUGAGAGUUAGUUUACACCAUUUUGGCAGCACUUCAAAGUAUUUUUUUGGGGGUGGGCGGGUGGGUGGGGCUCAGUCUUGUGUUGUGGCUCCUUAAAAGCUGCAGUCCGGCCCUGCUGUCGCUGCCUGGUGGUAAAUAUUUCCGAGCAGAGGGGGGGGGGGCAGGACUGGCAGCGGUGCAGUGGAAAUACGCGACCAGUGUUUGAGCUUUUAACGUGCUUUUCAUGGUGUGAAGCAGCUGAAUGGAGGAAAUACAGAUUGCGUAAGUGUUUUCAGUAGCGGAUCAGCAGCCCGUGCAUCGGCGUGACAGCCCGGUCGAGCUCCGAGCAGAGGCGGGAAUGGAGCGGAGCGACGGGGACGAGAAUGAGAGCUGCGCGUCCCAACAGAACACGAUGUGGAAACAGUUCCAAGCCAGAGCCAAGCCGCUGCUCAGCCCCAAGCUGGGCGCCAGAGACCCGGAGGACAAGAAGGAGCGGGGCAUGUGGAUGUUCAAGAAGAUGAAGCGGAAGGAGAACGUCGUCCUGGACCGGGUGAUCUCCUCCUCACAGCCCGACCUGCUCUUCUCCUCUCAGGUAGAUGUGGAGGCGAAGGAGGCUCAUCUCUGCGGCAAAGCGGCGGGGAGCGGCUCCGGACUCGGCCGGGAGAAGCUGCAGUCGUCCUCCAAGUACAAGACUUCCAGCCCGAACAAACCCACGGUGGCUCAGCUGGUACAGUCCCACCAUAAGAGCUCCUCGCUGGGGUCUGCGUGCCUGGAGAAGCUGGCCGAGCCACCGGGCAGCAGCGGCGGCGGCAGCAGCGGCGGCAGCAGCGGCGUGGGCGAAGCGGCAACAGCUGCAGCAGCAGCAGAACCACAGCUGGAGAGCAAAGAUGAGCAGUCGGGGAUCUCUGCUCCCUGCUCCUCGGGGGUCACCGCCGAGCGACCCGCCCCCAGCUCAGGGAUGUACAAGCUGGAGGUCGAACUCAAGAGAGGCCACAACCUGGCCGUACGGGACAGAGGAGGCAGCAGCGAUCCGUACGUCAAGUUCAAACUCGCCGGUAAAGAAGUUUUCAGGAGCAAAACCAUCCACAAAAACCUCAACCCGGUGUGGGAGGAGAAGACCAGUCUGAUCGUAGAUAGUCUGAGUGAACCUCUGUAUGUAAAGGUGUUUGAUUAUGACUUCGGUCUUCAGGACGACUUCAUGGGUUCAGCUUACCUUUACCUGGAGUCUCUGGAGCAGCAGAGGACGAUACCUGUCACUCUGGUGCUGCAGGACCCUCAUCACCCUGAGCAGGACCUGGGCUCCCUGGAGUUCGCCGUCACCCUGACGCCUAAACACAGUCCCGUAGAGGAGCGGCGAGACUCCACGACUAUGCUGCUGAGGAGGUCCUGGAAACGAUCCACUAAGCAGCAGCAGUCAUUGCGUCUCUCAGAGCUGCAUCGGAAGUCGCAGCUGUGGCGAGGGAUCGUCAGCAUCGCGCUGAUCGAAGGUCGGAACCUGAUCCCCAUGGACCCCAACGGCCUGAGUGACCCCUACGCCAAGUUCAGACUGGGACACCAGAAGUACAAGAGCAAGACCGUGCCAAAGACCCUGAGUCCUCAGUGGAGGGAGCAGUUUGACCUUCACCUGUAUGAGGAGACAGGAGGAGUGUUGGAGAUCACAGUGUGGGACAGAGACACCGGGAGGAGGGACGACUUCAUCGGACGCUGCCAGCUCGACCUCUCCCCUCUGGCCAAAGAGCAGACCCAUCACCUGGAGCUGCCGCUGGAGGAGUCCCGGGGCGUGCUGGUGCUGCUGGUCACGCUGACCGCCUCGGCCCACGUCUCCAUCGCCGACCUGUCCGUCACGCCGCUGGACGACCCGCAGGAGCGCAGGGAGAUACUCAAACGAUACGGUGUGUUGAAGUCGUUCUCUAAUUUAAAAGACGUGGGCAUGGUGCAGGUGAAGGUGAUGAGAGCAGAGGGACUCAUGGCUGCUGAUGUGAAUGGUAAGAGCGAUCCUUUCUGUGUGCUGGAGCUGAACAACGACAGACUACAGACACACACUGUUUACAAGAACCUCAGUCCAGAGUGGAACAAAGCCUUCACCUUUAACUUGAAGGACGUCCACUCCGUGUUGGAGGUCACGGUGUUUGAUGAGGACAGAGACAGGAGCGCCGACUUCCUGGGAAAAGUCGCCAUCCCCUUAUUACAUAUCCGUAACGGCGAGCAGAAAGGCUACCUGUUGAAAAACAAGGAUCUGACGGGUCCGACCAAAGGAGUCAUCUACCUGGAGGUGGACGUCAUCUACAACACGGUCAAAGCCGCUCUCAGGACGGUGGUUCCUGCAGAACAGAAAUAUAUCGAGGAGGAACCAAAGGUCUCCAAACAGCUGCUGCACCAGAAUUUCAACCGUGUGAAGAGGUGCAUCAUGGUCCUGAUCAGCUACGGGACGUACAUCAACAGCUGCUUCGAAUGGGAGUCUGCGCAGAGGAGCAUCAUCUCCUUCGUGCUGUUCGUGGUGGUGGUGUGGAACUUCGAGCUCUACAUGCUGCCGCUGGCGUUGCUGCUGCUGCUGGUCUGGAACUACUUCUUCUCCUCGAGCAGGGAUACAGCCGACAUGUCAAUGGAGGCCAUGUUUGAAUGGGAGGAUGAAGAGGACGAUAAAGACGACAAGGACUCGGAGCACAAGGGCUUCAUGGAUAAACUGUACGCCAUCCAGGACGUGUUCAUCAGCGUGCAGAACGCUCUGGACGAGGUGGCGUCGUACGGAGAGAGGAUAAAGAACACCGUGAACUGGACAGUGCCUUUCCUCAGCUGGCUGGCGAUCACUGCCUUAUGUUUGGCCACGCUUCUUCUCUACCUCAUACCUCUCAGAUACCUUGUGCUGGCAUGGGGUGUGAAUAAAUUCACCAAGAAGCUCCGCGACCCGUACAUGAUCGACAACAAUGAGCUGCUUGACUUCCUGUCCAGAGUUCCCUCUGAUGUUCAAGUGAUGCAGUAUCAUGAGCUGAAGGUCGACCCCGGACAAAGCCCCAACAAACGCAAGAGGGCCAACCUGAGCUAGCUGCUCUAACGUCAGUCCUCCUCUCUGCUGGACCCCCCCCCCCCCCCCCCC